Blastomyces gilchristii SLH14081 is the source of this 414-nucleotide messenger RNA. RefSeq lists its product as uncharacterized. NCBI's taxonomy places the organism in Eukaryota, Fungi, Ascomycota, Eurotiomycetes, Onygenales, Ajellomycetaceae. The coding region runs from base 1 to 414 and encodes 137 amino acids. The record is from RefSeq and is a predicted model, not a curated record. The transcript is spliced from 2 exons.
AUGUACCGCACUCUUGGCAUUGCCGCUCGGCUCGUAAACAAGCCAACGAAAGGAUCACGAAUAAUCGUCCUGUCCGGUCGGAGAAAUCUCUUUAAGCUCUACACGAUUAUCCACAUCGAGACGAUGAACUUGGGUCGGAAUGGAGAUGGCGCCCGGGAACUGCUGUGCCUCCACCAUGCCAGACACUCGAGCCCAGAAGGCAUGAGUUCCAAGAAGCCGAAAGCAUGGCCGAAACAGGUUUCAGAACCUAAGCGUCGAACAGAAUACCUUUGGCCAUUGCAGAUCCAUAGAUCAACGGAGCGCGAAUGUGUUCUAAUUUCUUCGCAAUUAUCGUUUCGCGCUUCGCAUCAUCCGCCUCCCAAAUUCGAUGUGUGCAAGGGCAAUCACAAAACGGAGCAUGGAGCGCGCUCCUAA